UUUGUCUUUCUAGAAAUGUACAUUUCAGUUUCAGGCUCAGGAAUCCAGUAUGCGUAGCGGUGUUCCCCUGAUAGAUCAUUAGCUGGCGGAGGGUCUGGAAUGGAAGAUGACUUGUGUGUGUAUUCUUCUAUAAGCCUAUAUGCAGGUGAACUUUUCACACACCUCGACGACUGUUUUGUCCGGAUCGACAGCGCGAGUGAGCUCGUUACCAGAGGCUGCGUCGUUCCCCUCAAGCCUUUCACUCUCCUCAACGACCCCUUCACAAACCGAGACCGCGUCAGGACUUACGUUGCUGGUGAUGAAGUCGUGUAUCCCUGGUAUUCCCUUGUCAUUUGUUUCAGGCGGAUCAUCCUCAAAAGUGUCUCUUCUCCCACAACUGACUUCCCCAUCUGUCUCAUCCUCGAUUACUAUAUCACUAAGCACAAACCUUUCCACCUCAGUGAUGUCCUUUUCAUCCCAAUCGACAUUAUGAAAGAAUGUGUUAUCGCUGCCAACAUUGAGAUCGCUUGUAUCCACUUCCGUCCGUUCGUCCUCUUCGCUCUCGGCUGGAUAAUGAUUAUUGUCGACGGAUUUCGGCGCAUCGUGAGGUAGUCGUCAUUUUGCUAGAUGAAUAUAGUAAGGAAUGAGAAGGACCACAAUGCAAGGGGUGAGAGAGGUGAUCAAGUCAGACAAAAAUGGUGGAGUUCGGACCGAGCAUUCGGGGGGACACUUGCGAGGGUAAAGAAAACUACGGUAACAGUGACCCGCAGAGCUAUAUGGAACUGUGCGAGCACAUUUGGCAAUAUACUAAAAUAUGCACGAAGAUCCACGGCCUUGAAAUGAUUGACAUGAGAAUCGGGGAUUAAUGGUUAACUUAACUGACGUACAGAGGUUAUGUGUACAUAUAUAAAGCUGUGUUGGAUCAGGGAAACUUUA
Molecule: messenger RNA, 915 nt
Organism: Aspergillus alliaceus
Lineage: Eukaryota; Fungi; Ascomycota; Eurotiomycetes; Eurotiales; Aspergillaceae
Exons: 2
Coding region: 100-591 (163 amino acids)
Source: RefSeq, a predicted model, not a curated record